Molecule: messenger RNA, 867 nt
Organism: Funneliformis geosporum
Lineage: Eukaryota; Fungi; Glomeromycota; Glomeromycetes; Glomerales; Glomeraceae
Source: the annotation of a GenBank genome assembly
AUGAUCUUGAGAUUAGAAACAAUUUGUAUAAGCGUCAUUGAACCGAUUCAAGUGCUUAGAUUUCUAUUAGAGGGAGAACUUUUACAGCUUGAUGCUAGUGUUUUACCAGAGUGGAAUGAUAAAGAAUUGGAAAAAACAGUGUUAUUCCCCGAUCACACUGGCUCUGGAAAGACUACCACACUUGUUGUUACAGGAUAUUUUGCCAAAAAGAGUGGAUGUAUUGUAUUUCCUGUACAAGCAGAUAAGGCAUUAUUACAAAAGAUACCUUGUCAGAUUACUGGUUAUAAAAGCCUCUAUGAAAUCGCAAAUGCUGGAAUUAGCAAUAAAGAUAUGUCGAUUUCGAUUUUCAAAAAUUUCGUACAGGAAUUGCAGCAGGUAGUUCACGUCCCUGUCAUAUUUUUGAUUGAUCAAUGCGACGCAUUAGUAUUACCUCAUCAAUGUCAACUCAGAUCAAAUGCUGCACCAACCCAGAUACAACCAGAAGAAAACCCGAUCUGUAACAUUUUCAAAAACUGGGACACAUUCAAAGUCAAACGUGGUGCUGCCCUCUUUGCUUUCUCUUCAACUUUUCAUGCUAGUAGUAUAGCAGAUGACGGUAGUCUUAUGCUUAUGGACACCAUCAAUCUGUUGACAGAAAGUGACUGGUCUCGCCUUACAGAUAAGCUUAUGCAGGAAAGGUGUUUACCGACAUGGAUGACUAUAAGAUUUCAUGGUACUGAGAUAUCUAUUAGAAAAAUAUAUAUGAACCUUGCAGUUGAAUACUACAUGAUUAGAAUACAAAGACUAUUGGAUCCUCAGCGGUUUGGAAAAGCAGUGAAUGAUAGCAGCAUCUUUGCUGCUAAACUUUUCAUGGGUUUAGAAAUGUGA